UGAAUGAAGACGCAAUGAGCGAAUGCUCAUUCGGAAGUCGGGCUGACCUUGACCGUCUGCACGAGGGCCCUAUCCCCGGCUGGAUACAGGAAGGAGAGCACGUAAAUGUAGCAUCAUCCAAAAGUCACUCAAAGUCUGGCACCAUCAGAUUUGUCGGAACAGUCCAGUUUGCCAGUGGCAUGUGGAUUGGGGUGGAGCUGGACCAACCAGAAGGUAAAAAUGACGGUGCUGUCAAAGGGAUUCGUUACUUCAACUGUCGCUCCCGCCAUGGGGUGUUUGUUCAGCCAGACAAGCUGAUCUGGGACAAGAAAAGGAAGAACUCCAAGAAAGAGAACCCUUUCAACCGGAGAAGCAUGCCAACAAUGGGCGGCUCCCUGACGAACUUGACAUCCGGUGGAGGAGGCGGGUCGUACAUGAGAUCUACAACAUCGAGUAGCUUAAAGAAAAAAUGA
This is a messenger RNA of Candidula unifasciata, 452 nucleotides long. NCBI's taxonomy places the organism in Eukaryota, Metazoa, Mollusca, Gastropoda, Stylommatophora, Geomitridae. The record is from the annotation of a GenBank genome assembly.